This is a messenger RNA of Siniperca chuatsi (mandarin fish), 1018 nucleotides long. RefSeq lists its product as uncharacterized. The coding region runs from base 137 to 814 and encodes 225 amino acids. NCBI's taxonomy places the organism in Eukaryota, Metazoa, Chordata, Actinopteri, Centrarchiformes, Sinipercidae. The transcript is spliced from 4 exons. The record is from RefSeq and is a predicted model, not a curated record.
AGCAAGCACAAAUCGUGUAAAUGAGGACAUUUAUGAAACCCUGUCACCAUUAGAGAGAGAGCUGAGCAAGCUACUAACCCGCAUAGAGGUCUGGAGAAAAAGAGGUGGGAAGGUAGCUGUUUUCUUGACUGAGAGAAUGAAGGAAUCAAUCAAUUUGUUGAUUGAAAGGAGAGAGGAAGCUGGAAUACCUGCUGAAAAUCCUUAUCUCUUUGCAAGACCUGGUGCGAUGACAAAGUUACGGGGAUGUGAUUGUCUGCAGAAAUAUGCAGAGGAAAGCAAAGCAGAAAACCCUGAACUCCUGAGAUCAACCAAAUUAAGAAAACAGGUUGCCACAUGCUGCCAACUCCUGGAUCUCAGCGAACAAGAGCUGGAACAAGUUACAAGGUUCAUGGGACAUGACAUCAGAGUUCACCUUGACUUUUACCGACAGACUUACAAAACCUUUCAAAUUGCCAAGAUAAGUAAACUUCUGUUGGCAAUGGAGCGAGGCCUCAACCUCAACACAAUUGAUCUUUCUGUCUGUGCUGAAAGUCACACGUGGACUUCUGUGACUGUCCCACAGAGGGAAAGGAAACGCGGCAGAGAGGUUGUUGAAGAUGGAGGUUCUGACUUCUUCUCCCGAAAAACAGAUAUGACCAGGGCAGUGAGGAUGGGGACUCAGAUAUGGAGGAGGCCAUGGAGUGAAGCAGAGAGGACUGCUGUCAGCAAACAGUUGGGAAAGUUUAUGGCAUUACGGCGGGUUCCAGGUAAAGAGAACUGCAUCAAAUGCAUAACACGAGAAAUCCUUGGAUCAAAGAUCCUGGAAGGAUGUUAAAAACUUUUCAUAUAACACAAUUGUGACUCUUAAUCGAAGAUCGCUGUCACGGAAACUUCAGUUCUGAAGACGUCAUUUUGCAUUAUAAUUCAAUGUUCUACUUUCAAUGUCUGGUUGAGCCAGUUGUUGGCAUAUUUGAACAUUGUUAGUUUUCUAAUGCUGUUUGGUUGUGGAAUGUAACUAAGCACAUAUGCUCUAGUACUA